Messenger RNA from Spathaspora passalidarum NRRL Y-27907, 2348 nucleotides. RefSeq names its product bifunctional aminoimidazole ribotide synthase/glycinamide ribotide synthase (gene ADE5,7). The record is from RefSeq and is a predicted model, not a curated record. Gene Ontology annotation, molecular function: phosphoribosylamine-glycine ligase activity; ATP binding; metal ion binding. Gene Ontology annotation, cellular component: cytosol. Gene Ontology annotation, biological process: 'de novo' IMP biosynthetic process; adenine biosynthetic process. Lineage: Eukaryota; Fungi; Ascomycota; Pichiomycetes; Serinales; Debaryomycetaceae. The transcript has a single exon. The coding region runs from base 224 to 2293 and encodes 689 amino acids.
UCCAGGUAAUGGAGGAACCACAUCGACUACCUCAUCAAAGAUUAUCAAUGUUCCUGAAUUAUCUAGUUCACCUAAGGAUUUCCCAGCCUUGCAGAAAUUUGCCGUAGAUCACGAUGUUAAGUUAGUCAUUCCUGGCCCUGAACAACCUUUGGUUGACGGAAUUUCUAGUUUUUUCAAUAAGGUUGGUAUUCCAGUUUUUGGACCUUCAGCAAAGGCUGCAGUCAUGGAAGGUUCAAAGGCUUUCUCUAAGGAAUUCAUGGACAAACAUCAAAUUCCAACUGCCAGAUUCAAGAACUUCACUGACGUAAACAAAGCCAGAGAACAUAUUAAGAAUAUUGAUUACCAGAUUGUUCUUAAAGCUGAUGGUAUCGCUGCCGGUAAGGGUGUUCUUAUUCCUCAAACCAAAGAAGAAGCUUUGCAAGGAUUGGACGAAAUCAUGGUUGCUAAGAAUUUCGGUAGUGCGGGUGAUGAAAUUGUCAUUGAAGAAUUCCUUGAAGGUGACGAAUUGAGUAUUUUAACCAUUACUGACGGUUAUUCGUUCUUCAACUUCCCAGCUGCUCAAGAUCACAAGCGUGUUGGUGAUGGUGACACCGGUUUAAACACUGGUGGUAUGGGUGCUUAUGCUCCUGCUCCAAUUGCCACCUCUGAGGUCUUGGCCACUAUUGACCGUGAAAUUAUCAAGCCUACUAUUGACGGUAUGAGACAUGAUGGAUAUCCUAUGUGUGGUAUUUUAUUCACUGGUAUUAUGUUAACCAAGUCUGGUCCAAAGGUCUUGGAAUAUAACGUUAGAUUUGGUGAUCCAGAAACUCAGACUGUUUUACCAUUAUUAUCAGAGGAAACUGAUUUAGCUCAAGUUAUGUUGGCUGCUGCUGAACACAGAUUAGAUUCAGUCACUCUCAGUGUUAAACCAAAUAUGUACUCUACUACUGUCGUUAUGGCUGCUGGUGGAUACCCAGAAGCAUAUAAUAAGGGUGAUGUAAUCACCGUCAAGGAACCAUUACCAAAGGAUACUUUUAUUUUCCAUGCUGGUACUGCCGUUAAGGAUGGAUCUGUCGUCACUGCUGGUGGUAGAGUUAUUGCCGCCACUGCAAUUGCACCAAGUUUACGUGAAUCUGUUGACAAGGCAUACGUCGGUGUUGAGCAUGUUUCAUUCAACAAUAAAUAUCACAGAAAAGAUAUUGCCCAUCGUGCAUUCCGUGAUGCCGAUAAGGCUAGUUCCACCGGUGGUGUCACUUACGCUGAAGCCGGUGUCUCUGUCGACAAUGGUAACUUAUUAGUUGAACAAAUUAAAGCCAAAGUCAAAUCUACUGCUCGCCCAGGUGCUGAUUCCGAUAUUGGUGGUUUCGGUGGUUUAUUCGACCUUAAAGCUGGUGGAUACAAUAGUGACGAUACUUUGUUAGUAGCUGCCACUGAUGGUGUUGGUACCAAAUUAAGAAUUGCUCAAAUUAUGGAUAUUCAUGAUACUGUCGGUAUUGAUUUAGUCGCUAUGAAUGUAAAUGAUUUGGUUGUUCAAGGGGCUGAGCCAUUGAUCUUUUUGGACUAUUUCGCUACUGGUAAAUUAGAUAUUGAAAUCGCUGCUAAAUUCGUCAGUGGUGUUGCUGAUGGAUGUAUCCAAGCUGGUUGUGCUUUAGUUGGUGGAGAAACUUCAGAAAUGCCAGGUAUGUACGAUGAAGGUCAUUAUGAUACCAAUGGUACUGCUGUUGGUGCUGUUCUCAAAAACAAGAUUUUACCACGAGUCGAUGCUAUGGAAGCUGGCAAUGUAUUAAUUGGGUUAAGAUCUGAUGGUAUCCACUCCAAUGGUUUCUCAUUAGUUCGUAAGAUCAUUGAGAUUUCCGAAUAUGAAUACAGUUCAGUUGCUCCUUGGAGCAAAUCUGGUAAGACAAUCGGAGAAGAAGUUUUAGUUCCUACUAAAAUCUACGUUAAACAAUUGCUCAGAUCAAUAAAUGAAGAUUUAUUAUUAGGGUUAGCACAUAUCACUGGUGGUGGUUUAGUGGAAAAUAUCCCAAGAGCAUUACCAAAGACUUUACAAGCCAAGGUAGAUAUGAACACUUGGGAAGUACCAGAAAUCUUCAAAUGGUUUGGUAAACAAGGUAAGGUUCCUUAUGAUGAUAUCCUAAAGACCUUCAAUUUAGGUGUUGGUAUGGUCUUGAUUGUCAAGAACGAAAAUGUUGAUCAAGUAUUGAAGAACUUGGAACAAGAUGGGGAAAAAGAUGCUAUUGUUAUUGGAUCUUUAGUUGAAAGAAAGGCUGGUGAACCUGGAUGUGUUGUUGAAAAUGUUGAUGGAUUAUAUUAGUUUGAUUUUGAUAUGAAUAAAUAAUUAGUUAGAGUAAUUGUAUUACCUGUAUUUU